CAGCUUAUACAAUGAAGAGAGGAAUUUACUUCGAAUCAGAGAACGCGAGAGACGGAAUCAGGAGAUUCUACAAGAAAGACACCCGUUCAGUGAUCAUGCUCCCCUUUUUCCAGAACCUUACAAGACAAGUAAAGGUGAUGAAUUAUCCAGUCGUAUACAGAGCAUGCUGGGUAAUUAUGAAGAAGUUUAUGAAGAAAUAAAGGAAUUGAUUGGUGUGACGUCCCACCAGAAUCCUAUUAGUUUCCCUUCAAGUGCUUUACCAGUCUCUUCACUAGUGAAAUCCGAUAAGCAGCACUCUUUUCAAAGCGCUACCCGUCGGUCUUUGGG
Messenger RNA from Staurois parvus, 327 nucleotides. The record is from the annotation of a GenBank genome assembly. Lineage: Eukaryota; Metazoa; Chordata; Amphibia; Anura; Ranidae.